CGACAACACGUUAUGGAAGACUCCAAAAUUGAUGAAAGUACUAUGCAUAUUCACAAUGAAGAUGCCAAUCUCCUAAAGCUCAAUAAUUUUGAAGAAAAAGUCAAGCAUCUCCCUUCUGAUGAUAGGCCAAACACAGGUGAGGAAUGGGAGGAAGAGAAGGACAAAAUUUCACCCUUGAAGAUAACACAUCAUACCUACAAAGACCAUAAAAGAAAUAGCUUUUACACCAGACCUGUAAAAUUAAUGAACUCAAGUAGGUUAAUAAAAAGAAGGCUUAAGGAUGCACGAACCAAUUCCUUAAGUAAUCUCCACUCUAUAAAGUCCACUGAUGAUAUAAUGAGGAAGAAGAACAAUAGGAAGAACCCCAGCUCUCAUAUCCAAAGAGUGUUUGGCCCAAGGUUUAAAUUCUCUGAGAAAUUGCUGAUUUCAAAAAUGGACAACAUGAUGAUUAAAUAAGUCUUUAUUGGAGAUUUUUAAACUUAAAACUCUUACCAGGGAGAACCUCAAGUAUAUCCUCAGAGAAGGAGCUGAUACCAACAAUAUAUUAAGGAUUACAGACGAAUGCUUUGAGAAAAUGGUGGACGUACUAAACAUCCCCCUCGAUUCCGACUCUGAAGACACUGAUGACGCAGUAGAAGUAAUUCAGAACUUUGAUGGUAAUGAAGAAUCAAGUAAGGAUGGAGAGCCAUUAAAGAAUCAAGCCUCUCAGAAAAACUCGGAUCAAAUGAGUUUAGGCCCCCAAGGGGAGAAAAGUGUUACCAAUACAUCAGUAUAUGAAAUCACACAUAGACAUAAUAAGCUAAUCCAAGCAAAGGGGUGUCUUCAAAAAUUGAUCAGCCUUGAAAAAUCUGAAAUGACUGAGAAAUCAAAAACAAAAUCAAAGAAGCACAAGGAUAAUUGCAUAUUACCAGGAAAUCCAGACGAUAACUUUAAGAGUUUAAAUGUAGCAAACCAAGAUUGCUUAAAACUCAAAUUUAAGUAUCUGGUUGAAGACAUCUUGAAAUAAAAGAACAAAUAUUCAUAAAAAUCAAGAUCAAUUUAUAGACCCAAGAGAUGGCACUGUUGUAGAGUCUGAGUUGGAAGGAGAUAUUACAGAUUAUGUUAAAGCAUCAGCUGGGGAUUGAUCUGACACUUUUAACUGACUUGUAGAAGCUAAAAAGCCUUAUUACAAGUUAUACACCAUCCUUACAAUAAUAGCACUGAUCUCGUUCUUCAUCAUGGCAGCUAUCUCUUCGUCCUAUUCUUAUUCUGAUUUUAUUGGUACAUGGGUGGUUAUUAGUCGAGGAUCUGCAUCAUCAAUUCUUGGACUUACAGGGAUCCUCAUGCUGUUAGUUUCUUAUGAUCUUUUGACAUAUAUUCGUUCAAAAUGCAAAGGGAGGUGACAGCUUUGGCUAAACCACAACAUUCUACUACAUAGAUUUUGAGGUUAUUUAAUCACUUUCUUUAGCAUUGUCCAUGUGGUGGGGCAUCUAUCUGGGAGCAUUAAGAAAUUCUCUGAAGCAAAAGAUAUCGAUAAUGUUAAUGAAGUGACUCUUAACCAUAAUUUUGAUGGUAAAUAAAACCUAUGCUGAAUUACUAUUUCUCACUCUCCCUGGAAUCACUGGAAUUUUGCUCAUCAUUAUAAUAAUAGCUAUUGCUAUUACAUCAACAAGUUGGUUCAGAGAGAGAUACUUUCAGACCUUUGCUUUGAUUCAUGUUGCUGGGUUCCCUUUGUUCCUUGGACUCAUAAUUCUUCAUGGCUGAGAAGGAUGGUUCAACUGGGGAUUUCCCCUUGGAGCCAUAUUCCUCGCUCCUCCAAUUAUCAUCUCAACUAUCCAGUUUAUUCAAAGACUGAGGACAAUAAACAAGUUCAAGUUUAGAAUUGGAGAUGUAAAUAUCUCCCAAAAUAAGAGAUACAUAAUGAUCUUUUUCAUCAAGCCUCGAGGAUUCACUAUCAAGAAAGGCCAGUAUGUAUUCAUAAAUAUUCCUCAAGUGAGUUGUUCCCAAUGGCAUCCUUUCACAGUGGCUUCCUGCCCAGACUCGAAGUUUAUUACAGUGAUGAUGAAGAGAGCAGGAGACUGGACUGGCAAGCUCAUUGAUAUCUUGUUCGAGCAGAAGAAAGCUAUGAUGAGAAUGAGUGAGCUCGAUAUCGAUACAUAUGAAGAAAAAGAUGUAUUCAAUGUUCUACAUGACAUUUACGACGAAAUAAAAGUUAAAGAAAUGAUGAAUAUUAAUAAAAGAUACUUUCUUUAUGCUAACAUUAGCCGGCCUAUCACAAGCGCGUGAGAAGCAUAUGAUAAUAAGAAUGUUGUCCUUGUUGGAGCAGGAAGUGGAAUAGCUCCAUUCUUGCCACUUGUGGAUGAAAUUAUCAGAUUCGAUCAAGGGAAAUCUCAUUCCUAUGAUUUCAAAUCUGCUACAUUGGUUUUUAUAGCAAGGGAGGGAGAACAAGUUUCAUGGAUUUCUAACUACAUCUUACAUCUUCUCUCUACUGAUAUCGUCACCUCCUUCUUUAAUAUUAAAAUAUAUAUUACUUUAAAAAGGAAUUCCGAGACAGUUCCUUCUUUCUUAUUUUGGCGCGCUUUUCUAUUAAUCUGUAAGAAUAAUAUUGAUAUGAACUUUGAAGAAGACAAAGAAAAUGAAAAUGAAGAUAAUAAUUCAAUUUCUUGUCGCCUCGAAGAGCUCAAGGGUCCUAGGAACAACCUUGACAGCGAGAAUCUUCAAACAAUAUCUUCGGAUACUUCUCCAAUAUCUAUAAAAUUCGGUCGGCCAAAUUUCACAAAAAUAUGAAAAGAGCUGAUUGCCAAAAAUGAGCUAAAGUAUGAUGUCUACGCUUGAGUGCCAAAAGUGCUGGCGAACCACCUGCAUUACGUGUUCGCAAAAAUGAAGAAGGAAUCAGGGGUAGUAUUUAACCUAAUCCUUGAGUCAUUCUACUAAACUUUUCAAUGACC
Moneuplotes crassus is the source of this 2927-nucleotide messenger RNA. Lineage: Eukaryota; Ciliophora; Spirotrichea; Euplotida; Euplotidae. The record is from the annotation of a GenBank genome assembly.